AUUAUUCGCAAAACACUUGAUAAAUAAGUGCUGAUGGCUGAUUGUAAGUGCAACAUUCAAUCAUGGACGGACGGAGGGACGGAUGAAACGUAUAUUAUUUUAAUCGAUGAUUCAAGCAAUUAUGUAUUUAUGGUGAACACAAAAUAUUGAAUGCAAAAACAAAUAAUAUUUGCACAAAGACUAAAAAGAUCAAUAGGAUAUCAAAUUUUGAGGAAUUGUUUACGAAGGUAUCGCAGAAAUCAAUUAAUUGUUAUUAUUAAUAAUUUUGUGACACAUAUUUGUACGGCUUGGAUUUCAUGGAAUCAUGAAAUCCAUGACCAAAACCUCGUGUAUGAUUGAUCGGGUGCAAUCGGAAAUAACAUUCUCAAAUCGUGCAGGCAUACUAAAAAAAGGUUCUGGCUGGAGGUCAGGUCAAGAAUUUUAUGUGCAUAGUUUCCAAAAUUGAUAACGCACCGCACAAGUUAAUUGGCGUGUACACAAGGUGGGCGUGUCGUGAUGCAUGGCUGAUUAAAUGUUCAAGGGCAUCCUCUACCCUUUGGGAGUCGGGAAAAGCAAAUUGUGGUGUUAUGCAAUUAAUAUGUACACAUGCAAUGCGCAGUGAAAUCACUACUUUCACAAAGUGCAAUGUAAGUAAACCAUUGCACCAACGAAUGUAAGUACAUACGAAGCCUAAUCGAUGACAAACUCAAGUUUUAUGAUGCACAAACACGUCUUAUUUUACUUUGAUAAACACAUAUAUGCAAAUUUCAUGCUUCUGAGAUUGAUUUACUGACUUGCUAAAUUUAAAUGUGGGUUAGUAGUUGGCAAUAAUAAAUAUGAGCCCCAGUAAAAAAAAUCUCUCUUGAAUAUGCGAUUGUUGACUCAGAUGUGGAUGGUUCCCCGAUAAUAAUAAAUGAUCCGACGUUAGUGUGCAUGCACUUUUUAUUAUUUUGCUUCAUCAUGCCGUUCGAUUGCGGAAGUUUGAAAGUUAAGUCAACAUUGAUGACGCUGAAAAAAAUUGGCUGGAGUAGAAAUAUGAAGAUGUGAGACAUGGAUACAUAUUUGUUAUUUUAUCUGGCUGGACUAGUUUCUGCGCUCACUCAACACUCCGUACGGCCAGACAGACUGAACUUUAAAAUAUCCAUUAUUAUUAGUGACUUGAUAAGUCGUAAAAAUAUCGGGUAAUAAUAUGUCGCAAAAAGUCAAUAUAAAAUUACGACCGAUUUUCAUGUGGCGACUGAACGGAACGUGUAAUCAUGAAACUGAGAAACGACCCAAGUUGAAAGUACGUAUUUAGUUCUUCCAUCAAAAUCUAUCUGCAUAUUUUAUGUGGUUUUUGUGAUUGGCCAAAGGCAGGAGUCAUUAGUAAUACGUAAUAAAGGUUACAUGACCAAUAUUCAAAGAACGACUUAUUUAUAAAAUAUAAAAUACGCUUAGGGAGUAGAGGAAAAACUCGAUGUUGGUGGGUUGGGAAAACCUCUACUUGAUUCGGAUAGGCAUCCGAGAUCAGCAUUCGACCCCUUACAUGAUUGAUUUUUAUGCAUAAAUUGAUAUAUCACUUAAAAUAAAACAUAAAAUAAUUCUUCUAAUCUCUUGCCCUUGGAAGAGCUCCCAUGAUCGAUGUCGCAUUCUCACGCUGAACGCCCGUGCUGAUCUUUGGAUGAGAAAUGUUGAUGACUUGGGAUGACCAGUCACCAGUGAUAUUUCUCACCCUCUCCACUUUAUUGAUGAAAUUCAGUUAUUAAUAAGGCCACUUUUCCGUAACUAAUCUGUCUAGAAUUUCAAAGAAUCUUGCGAGACUUCACUUCACUCACCAAAGUGGCAGUAAAACCCGCAUCUGUUUGUCAUUUGGCAGUUUACUUUCCAACUUCAUCUACUUCCGGACUUUGAGGGCAUGUUGAUAACUAAAUAACUGAAGCGUGUACUGAAGCCUACUAUAUGCAUACCUACUACAUGCAUAUAUAGGUGGCCGUACGAAAAGUCAUGUAAGAGAGGAGGAAAGCUAAUUAGUUCAUGUUACUACCCCAUUUCACCUAAAAUCAUGAUGGCCUUCCAGUUUUAAGAUUACAAUUAAAUUACAUUUCAUGCUUUGAUGACGAUGUCUUGUGGCAAACAGCAAUUCUUGAUUUGUAGCAGUCUUUCAUGGCUAAUAAAAUCAAAUAGUGUGGAAUUAAUGGAAGAAAUUGGGUCAAGGUUAGUCAUCUAGAAUUAACAGAAUUACCAUAAAAUUUUACAUUUCUGAAGAAAUGAUCAGUAAUAACAUGAACUUUAGGAUGAUACUUAAUGGUGUUUAUUUCAUUUGUUAGUGAUGAUACAUUAAUGCUCGUAUAUAUCUACAUAUGGGCUAUGAAGGAGCCACUGACAUCAAAAAUAAUUAUAUUCACAAAUGAUGCGACAAAUAUUUAUUAUUAUGCAAUUCGUGAUCUUCAUUAUGAAGUUAUUGCCUUCUUAUGAAAUUGCCUUCUGCUAAUUUGCACUUUAAUGCGAUGCGAGGCCACAAUGGGGACACCACUCGUCUCCUUUUUUGCAGUCUGGUGUCGUCUCAACUCUCAAGUCUCAUCUUUUCCAACCAUGACAAGGUUUUCGGGAAUUGUGUUGUUGUUUUGCAUAGCAGCAUCUCACUCAGCCAUGGGAAUGUUGCAACCUACGAAAAUAGAGAACAAUGGGUUGUACAGGCUGGAAAUUCAGAGUGAGGAUAAGUUUUUGACAGCCUCUGAGGCCGGAGUACCAGUCCGAUCUAGAUGGGGAAACAGACCUGAUCAAAAGUGGACAUUUACGGCAGUCAGUGGAGAUUCUGAGAAGGGAUGGAUGCUCACUCCGAUUAAUGGCAAACCGAUUUCGACCCUGUGGAAAAUUAGUUAUGUUGGCCAUGGCAAAUAUCGCUUUUUAAAUGAAAUCACUGGCAUGUGCUUGGCAGGAUCGGGGUCGAAUGCCGUUGGAGAAAGGAAUUGCGAGAAAGAUUCUCCAUAUCAAAGAUGGCUUGUGUUGCCGACACGGGAGUAGUGCCAUUGAAUGAAAGGAAUGCCAACUUCCAAAAUCAAUUAUUAUUCACUUUUAAUAAACUUUUAACAACACACUGUCUUUACAAAUACAAGUUUUAGUGUAUCCCAAUCACUAUUUUUAUACAUUAAUAUAUUCAUAUGUAAAACGUCCAAAUGGAUAUUAAGUAUGUAUUCUAAACCUGUAAUAAAACACGUACGACGUAGUACACAUAUUUUCUAUAGCUCUUUAUAGUUGCGUAGAUCUUCAUUGAUCGAUUGAAAUUUGAAGCCACAAGUCGCGUUAUAAAACAUUGUUGUAAAUAUUUUACAAUUGUAUAGUCUUAUCUUGUAUAUCGUACAUAUAUUUUAUAUAUAGUUUGGUUUUGUUGUAACAAACGACAUCAAUAUUAAUAUAUAAAAGUGCAAAUAUGGGUUUGAUCAAUCAGUUUUGAAUACGGAUCAUGUUUGUAACAAUAACUUGUUUGUUGGAUAUUAUCACUGAUUUCUCAAACUUUCAAAUCAAAUAAAUAUUCAUGUAACAAAAGCA
Folsomia candida is the source of this 3507-nucleotide messenger RNA. RefSeq lists its product as uncharacterized. Bases 2461 to 2982 code for a protein of 173 amino acids. The record is from RefSeq and is a predicted model, not a curated record. The transcript has 3 exons. NCBI's taxonomy places the organism in Eukaryota, Metazoa, Arthropoda, Collembola, Entomobryomorpha, Isotomidae.